UCGUCAGCAAACUUCGUGAUUGAGUUGGAGACGUGCGUGGCCACGCAGUCCUGGGUGAACAUGGAGUACAGGAGGGGGCUGAGCACGCACCCCAGUGGGGCCCCCGUGUUGAAGAUCAGUCAAUGGUCUACGCUCCUAUGGAGCCAAGGGCUUAAGCCAAUAUGUAGCUGCUGCAGACGACACAUCACAUGGAUACUGUAUGUGGACUCUGGUAAAGGGAGCAGCUGGAACUAUCAUAACCCUGCUAAAAAAAGAGCCAGCUACCAUUGAGGAGCCAUGGCCUCAUUUGGACAGAUAAUCUUGUGGGGCUUGAUAGUCAGUAUCUUCGUAACUGCUGGACUCAUCAUUCUCAUCUUGUCUGUGUCAUUUUCAGGUCAGGGCUUGGGGGGUUCCAAGGGCACUGUGGAUAGCAUUGACAAGUGGCCCAUCGGGUACUUGGGAGAGGAUGUCAUCUUGAGCUGCAAGUUCAAGACUUCCACUAACAGCAGGGAAUCGACCAGUCAGGUGUCAAUCACCUGGACGAAGGAGGGGCUAAGUGAAGUGGUGUAUAAGUAUGAUAAAGGAGCAGUCCAGCUGACGGAGCAAAACCCCCAGUUUAAAAAUAGAACCCUGCUGUUCUCAGAUGCCAUAGGUGGAGGCAAUGCCUCCCUGUUGCUGAGGGACGUAAAAGUGGGAGACAAUGGGGUGUACUACUGCAGUGUGAGCACUCCUAGUUGCUCGGGAACUGCCAGUGUUAACCUCAGAGCUGCAGCUUUCUCAGCCCCCAAAUUCAAGCGGGUAAACACUACCCUAACGGCAGAGGCAGAGAGAUGGUUCCCCAAACCAAACAUCACCUGGUUGGAUGUCAAUGACAACGUCCUGAACAAGAGUGAAACUAGCUUCUUCAACAACUCUGCCGGGAUAACUCGAUUCAUCAGCUCCCUUCAGCCAAUCAAAUUGUAUGGCAGCUACACCUGCAUCAUCCAAAACCCUCUGGUGAAGGCCAUCUCCCAGGCAACCAUCAAAGAUACAGAGAUAUCAGCAAAGACUUUCUUCUCCUUCAAUACUUCAGCUGCACCACCCAUACUACAACCUCAAUGGCACGUUCUCGCAGCUACGGCCAGUGUUUUUCUCUGGAUCUACCAGCUAACCUGAAACACAUUGACACCAACUGCUCCUCAUAGCCUACAGUCAAGGUUACUAAAAGUACUGUGGUCUGAUGGAAUUUAUGUUGGAUAUAACAAGUGGAGAUACAGUGUGUGUGUGUGCGUGUGUGUGUGCAUGGCUAUAGGUUAUCUAAUAAGUGGUGAAAUUAUAGUUACAGCAGCAAUACUGUAAUUACAUAAUAAUAACAAUUAUUUUUUGUUUCUAUGGGAUUCACUGUGGCAAUCAGUCUACUGGGCUAUCAGUGUAACACGUGAAUCUAUAGGUCUAUAGUUUUUUUUUUACAAUAAAAUGUAAAUGUUU
Oncorhynchus gorbuscha (pink salmon) is the source of this 1446-nucleotide messenger RNA. Its product is annotated as V-set domain-containing T-cell activation inhibitor 1-like. The coding region runs from base 277 to 1134 and encodes 285 amino acids. The record is from RefSeq and is a predicted model, not a curated record. Lineage: Eukaryota; Metazoa; Chordata; Actinopteri; Salmoniformes; Salmonidae. The transcript has 6 exons.